AUGGAUGUUACUGAUGCUGUAUCACGGGCGCCUGUACUCGCCGCCAGCGCACAGAGACGACGACCAGGAAGUGAAAUAUCUCGCCACACGCAGCAUAGUCAACCGACUCAGGAGAAGGAGAAACUCGGUAGGAGGUUGAGAACAUUCGACAACUGGACAGGGACGGUUAAAUCAUUACAGCUCGCUAUUGCGGGGUUUAUGCUGAUCGGCCCUGGGGACAAAGUGGAAUGUGACACCUGCAAGGUUAAACUGUACAACUGGACGGAGACAGAUGUCCCCCUUGACGUACAUCGGAAAUACUCCCCAGACUGCAGCUUCCUCAAGAAGUGGUUUCCUGCGCUUACGCCUACGCUACGAUCUGGAUAUGAUGUUACCAAGGCAAAGUAUAGCGAUUUUGUUGAACAGGUAAAGAGACUGGGCACGUUUGAAGCGUGGCCCCUUAAACUGGAUAUUCAAUCUCCUCCAAACAUGGCUGCCGCCGGGUUUUUCUAUAUCGGCUCUGCAGACCGAGCUCGGUGCUUCUACUGCGGGCUGACAUUAAGGGACUGGGAUACUGAUGAUGAUCCGUUUGAUGCGCAUCUCCAGUGGUCUCCAAGAUGUGAGUAUAUAAAACACGCCCACAACAGCAAACGGGGGGAUGGAAUUGACAUGAGGUCACAGGAUCCACGACACGAUGGAGCGUCUUGUGCACAAAACAAACCUGUUGUGGUUGCUGCAAAUCAUGGAUCCAGGGACAAAGACGGACCUGGAACCGGAUGUCCCACAAAGGUUCACGCAGGUGCUCCUCCAAGUAAACCAAGACACUCCCCACAGGUAGAGGCGGUGCAUACCAUGGGAAUCUCAUAUGAGCUGAUUCAGCAAGCUGUUGCAUCAAGGAGUACAGGGGAUGACUUUCCUGACGCCACGUCGUUAUAUCUGGCGGUGGAGGAACUGAUGGGAAACUGA
Haliotis rubra (blacklip abalone) is the source of this 945-nucleotide messenger RNA. RefSeq names its product baculoviral IAP repeat-containing protein 3-like. The transcript has a single exon. The record is from RefSeq and is a predicted model, not a curated record. Bases 1 to 945 code for a protein of 314 amino acids. Lineage: Eukaryota; Metazoa; Mollusca; Gastropoda; Lepetellida; Haliotidae.